Messenger RNA from Arachis stenosperma, 453 nucleotides. Its product is annotated as fatty acid hydroperoxide lyase, chloroplastic-like. The transcript has a single exon. The record is from RefSeq and is a predicted model, not a curated record. Gene Ontology annotation, molecular function: oxidoreductase activity, acting on paired donors, with incorporation or reduction of molecular oxygen; iron ion binding; heme binding. NCBI's taxonomy places the organism in Eukaryota, Viridiplantae, Streptophyta, Magnoliopsida, Fabales, Fabaceae. The coding region runs from base 1 to 453 and encodes 150 amino acids.
AUGUCAUUUUCACCUCCUCCACCACCACCAUCACUGGCCACUCCAUCAUCAGCGCUGCCGGUGGAUCUCCCAUUACGGCAGAUCCCAGGAAGCUACGGAUGGCCGUUGGUGGGUUCAACAUCCGACAGGCUCGACUACUUCUGGUUCCAGAAGCCCGUGAGCUUCUUCAGGAAAGGAAUUGAAAAGCACAAGAGCACAGUUUUCCGUACCAACGUUCCUCCCUCGUUCCCAUUCUUCCUAAACGUUAACCUUAAUGUCAUCGCCGUCGUUGACGUUACGUCAUUCUCCCACCUCUUCGACAUGGAUCUCGUCGAGAAAAAGGAUAUUCUUCUCGUAGACUUUGCCCCCAGCCUCGCCUACACCGGAAACAUGAGAGUCGGUGUUUACCAAGACCCUUCCAAACCUCAACAUGGCAUGGUAAAGAGCUUCAACUUAUUCUUAUUAAUAAUAUGA